UCGAUGCUCCGCCCCCGCCCCACAGCCAACCUCCCGGGCACCGUUGCCCGCCCGGGGCCCGCCACCGGCCCAGGCCCCGCCUCGCGAGUCCUCCUCCCCGGGUGCCUGCCCGCAGCCCGCCCGGCCCAGAGAGGGUGGGCGCGGGGCUGCCUCUACCGACUGGCGGCGGUAACUCAGCGACCUUGGCCCGAAGGCUCUAGCAAGGACCCACCGACCCCAGCCGCGGCGGCGGCGGCGCGGACUUUGCCCGGUGUGUGGGGCGGAGCGGACUGCGUGUCCGCGGACGGGCAGCGAAGAUGUUAGCCUUCGCCGCCAGGACCGUGGACCGAUCCCAGGGCUGUGGUGUAACCUCAGCGGCCAGGCAGUCUCUGUCCUCCAGCCAAGUUUUCCCUCAUCAAAAAGAUCUUCGCAGAUUCUGACAGCCCAGGCAAGUGGCUGCCUCUGGCUAGGUUCUGCUCACCCACUUUGUAGCACAGUUAGGCUUAGAGAUCCAGCCAAGGCACACAGACAGGGCCCGGAACCUCAGUCCUGCCAUGGAGGAGGACGGGCAGCAGAGAGAGAAGGUGAAGCCUCUGGGCUUCCUGAAGCCCUCCUCCUUGAUGAAGGCUUCCGGCCGCUUCAAGGCACACCAGGAUGCACUGCCACGGCUGCCCGUGCCCCCUCUCCAGCAGUCCCUGGACCACUACCUGAAGGCGCUGCAGCCCAUCGUGAGUGAGGAGGAGUGGGCCCACACCAAGCAGCUGGUGGAUGAGUUUCAGGCCUCAGGCGGCGUAGGAGAGCGCCUGCAGAAGGGGCUGGAGCGUCGGGCCAGGAAGACGGAGAACUGGCUGUCUGAGUGGUGGCUCAAGACCGCCUACCUCCAGUACCGCCAGCCUGUGGUCAUCUGCUCGAGCCCAGGUGUGAUGCUGCCUAAGCAGGACUUCGUGGACCUGCAGGGUCAGCUCCGAUUUGCUGCCAAACUCAUUGAGGGUGUGUUGGAUUUCAAGAUCAUGAUUGACAACGAGACCCUGCCCGUGGAGUACCUGGGGGGGAAGCCACUGUGCAUGAACCAGUACUAUCAGAUCCUGUCCUCCUGCCGAGUGCCGGGCCCCAAGCAGGACACGGUCAGCAACUUCAGCAAGACCAAGAAGCCUCCCACGCACAUCACCGUGGUACACAACUACCAGUUUUUUGAGCUGGAUGUGUACCACAGUGACGGGACACCCCUCACUGCGGAUCAGAUCUUUGUGCAGCUGGAGAAGAUCUGGAACUCAUCCCUACAGACCAACAAGGAGCCUGUGGGCAUCCUCACCUCCAACCACCGCAACUCCUGGGCCAAGGCAUACAACACCCUCAUCAAAGACAAGGUGAACCGGGAUUCCGUGCGCUCCAUCCAGAAGAGCAUCUUCACCGUGUGCCUAGAUGCACCCAUGCCCAGGGUCUCAGAAGACGUGUACCGCAGCCACGUGGCAGGCCAGAUGCUGCACGGGGGUGGCAGCAGGCUCAACAGCGGCAACCGCUGGUUCGACAAGACGCUGCAGUUCAUCGUGGCAGAAGAUGGCUCCUGUGGGCUUGUGUACGAGCAUGCUGCAGCGGAGGGGCCCCCUAUUGUCACCCUUCUGGACUAUGUCAUCGAGUACACGAAGAAACCCGAGCUUGUGCGGUCUCCCAUGGUGCCCCUGCCCAUGCCCAAGAAGCUGCGGUUCAACAUCACCCCCGAGAUCAAGAGCGACAUCGAGAAGGCCAAGCAGAACCUCAGCAUCAUGAUCCAGGACCUGGACAUCACCGUGAUGGUGUUCCACCAUUUUGGAAAAGACUUCCCCAAGUCGGAGAAGCUAAGCCCAGAUGCCUUCAUCCAGAUGGCUUUGCAGCUGGCCUACUACCGGAUCUACGGGCAGGCAUGUGCCACCUAUGAAAGUGCCUCCCUGCGCAUGUUUCACCUGGGCCGCACCGACACCAUCCGCUCGGCUUCCGUGGACUCACUCGCCUUUGUCAAGGCCAUGGAUGACUCCAGCGUCACGGAGCACCAGAAGGUGGAGCUGCUGCGGAAGGCCGUGCAGGCCCACCGAGGCUACACCGACCGGGCCAUCCGCGGGGAGGCCUUUGAUCGACACCUGCUGGGCCUGAAGCUGCAGGCCAUCGAGGACCUGGUGAGCAUGCCCGACAUCUUCAUGGACACCUCCUAUGCCAUCGCCAUGCACUUCCACCUCUCCACCAGCCAGGUCCCUGCCAAGACAGACUGCGUCAUGUUCUUCGGGCCCGUGGUCCCUGACGGCUACGGUGUCUGCUAUAACCCCAUGGAGGCCCACAUCAACUUCUCCCUGUCAGCCUACAACAGCUGCGCAGAGACCAACGCCGCCCGCCUGGCGCAUUACCUGGAGAAGGCGCUUCUGGACAUGCGUGCCCUGCUGCAGAGCCACCCCCGGGCCAAGCUCUGAGCCCCUAGGACUCAGGCCUGCCAGUGCCACAGCCAAGCCCACCCUGGGAUGGGCCACCCACCAGGGCUCAGCUCCUUGCUUCCCCCUUCCCUGGUUCCCUCUUCCCUGGUCCCCCCAAAUCUACUGAGUCACGGACCGCAUCCUCCAGGGGGCCUGCAGGCCCCAGCCAAGUGCCUUCCGUGGGUCAUCCCAGCACCUGCCAGGGCCCGACCUGGGGCUGAGUGCAGAGGCUGAGCAGGACGUUAGGCCCGGGCCCCUGGCACGUCCUCCACCGGUGCCUCCUCUGGGGAAGGGAACCAGCCCUCCAGAGCAGGAGACUGGCAAGAGCUCUUUGUCUCACCAGCUCAGCCCCAGCCACUCCCUGCCAUCUCCAUGACCAGGCCAGCAUCUGUACCCUGCUUCCCAAACUCCCAGGACCUGGAGACAGGAUUGUCUGGGGCCGAGGGGCCAGGGUGUGAGGUUUGACCUCCGUGGCGGCUGUGUUCCUGUGGAUAGCAUUGCUAGCGAGCCGCCUCUGGUUCCACUCAGCUUGGUUCCUGCCCCUGCCCUGCUGUAUGAUAGUAACGUGCAAGGCCGUCAAUAAAGGGGAAUUGUGUUGGUGAA
Pongo pygmaeus (Bornean orangutan) is the source of this 3020-nucleotide messenger RNA. RefSeq names its product carnitine O-acetyltransferase (gene CRAT). The record is from RefSeq and is a predicted model, not a curated record. NCBI's taxonomy places the organism in Eukaryota, Metazoa, Chordata, Mammalia, Primates, Hominidae. Bases 534 to 2417 code for a protein of 627 amino acids. Gene Ontology annotation, biological process: carnitine metabolic process, CoA-linked. Gene Ontology annotation, molecular function: carnitine O-acetyltransferase activity. The transcript has 16 exons. Gene Ontology annotation, cellular component: peroxisome.